AUAAGUAAGUAUAAAUGAAUAAAACAGAUCACAUUUCUCUCUUCCGGUAUUUUGACUCUGUGUUACUGUUUUAUUUUCAGUACAUUUUAUCAAAUAGUAUCCUGUGCCUAACAAAAUAUCAUGUUCCCCUUAUACUAACCACAAGCUGCCUCUGUGGGGAGGUCUAUGUUUAUCUUGAUGACUUGCAAAACGUUAGUCUCUUACUAGUUUUGCCUUAAACAGAAAUGACAGCUGAAAGAAGACUUCCUUGAAUAUAUUUGCUGCAACAGCCUAGCCAGUGAAGGGGAAGCUGCUUGUCACAAACUUUGUGGACCUCUAACCAAUACCAAAUCAAGAGUCAACCUGAGUGAGAAACGGCGUAGAUGAAACUAGACUUCAAAGAUAACUUACACAUAACUGAAGAAAAAAAUUGAGAUAAUAUCAAACUGAGCUGUGAAGACAAAAUAUGGAGAAUCUAUUACUCUUGUCCCCUCACUCAAAUACCACUUCCAGAAUGAGAUCGCUGUAUAAAAUUGUGAGAUCUAAGAAUAAAGAAGAGGAAAAAGCAGAAACAAACAGCAGGACUCAGGAAAAAAGGAACCGGCUAAGUCUUUUACAGAAGUCUGAACUGCACCCAGAUUUAAAUUUGGACAAAUUUGAAAGAUUAACAAAGGGUUCAAGUGAACCUCCUGACGUGAUAAAGAAGUGGGGUGAAUCUUUUUACAAUCUGAUUUCACAGAAAGCUGGAGUAGAUACAUUCACACAAUUCCUAAGAAGUGAGUUUAGUGAAGAGAAUAUUGAGUUUUGGAUGGCAUGUGAAGAUUACAAGAAAUGUAAAGAUGCUUCUCAACUUUCACUUAAAGCACAGGCAAUUUAUGAAACAUUUAUUGAAAAAGAAGCACCAAAAGAGGUUAACCUUGACUUUAACACCAAAGUGUGCACCAGUGAGAAUAUGAGCCAUCCAACACUGAACACGUUUGAUGCUGCACAGAACAAAAUCUACGCCCUGAUGGAACAAGACAGUUACCCACGUUUCCUAAAGUCUGACCUUUACUUAGAUAUGGUCCAUGGCCAACCACGCGGCCAUUCUGCUCUUAGAAGGAGAUCACGCUCUUUUACCUUCAAUGAAUUCAAAGAUGUUCAACCAGAUUUUGCGAUCUGGAUGUAAAUAAAUAUAUAUUACACAACCUUUUGAUGAUAAGACAUUACAGACGAUAAUCACCACAGGUGACUUUAUAUGAGUGUCACUUCCCCAGGUCCCAUGGAUGAUCAGAUUUUUAUUUCCCAGGAAUUUGUGACAAUGGCCUCAAGUGGUCAGUUACCUGGUAAAGAUGACACUCUCAUUUACAACAAAGUGAUAUCAACUCAGACAUAAUGUUUCUAAAGUGCAUAUGUAUCUUUUCAUGCCAUGUACAAAAUCUAAAUAAAAAGUGCUAUAUUAAACUACAGCCCUAUACUCAGGGUGCAUCUAUAAUGUAGAAUAAAUGCAGUUUCACACCAAUUUUAUAGUCAUAGUUCAAUGAUAUGGAAUCAUGGGAGCUGUAAUUUUACAAGGUUUUUACAAGGUUUUCACCAAACCACAAAUCCCAUGAUACCAUAGUAAUGAGCCAUGACAAGACAAAGAAGUCAAACUACAUUCAUUCUUCAGUGUAGAUAUGCCCUUAGUUAGCUAGGGAUAAGAAUCUUUAAACUCAAUGUGUUUUACAGUUAAGCAGAUAGGGGAAGAGCAGGUGCUUUGCAUGUAGAAAAUUUCAGGUUGAGUCCAUGGCAUUCUCAUGCAGGUCAGAAAAAUAUCCUGUCUGAAAAAAAUAUAUUGUCAGCUAUUGUUGCCAAAUAUACUAAGUUAGAUGGACCAAUAGUCUGAUUUAAUGCAAGACAGUGCCAGUAUACAUACAUUUCUUUAUAUAAAUAUAAAUACAUCUUUAUUUGUAUCCCAACACCAUAUCCCUGAGGGGACUCGGGAGGGCUCACAGAAGUACUGCAACAAUACACAAGUAUAAAUACAUGACAUAAGUAUCAAAACAACAAUACAUGUAAAAUCACAGUAAAAAAUAAUAAUUAUAAAAUUUUCUAAAAGGUAGUAAAACUUGCAAAUAAGCUUGCUAACUGCAAUAACAAAGUGUGAAGUGGCAUCUAUCAACGGGUCAUCGAGCUGGCCAGAUUACACAGGGUCAAAAGCCUAUCUGAAGAGCAAUGUUUUUACGUUGGAAUGGAAGACUUGAAACAAAGGGGCUAGCCUGAUCUCUCUAGGGAGGGCAUUCCAGUGUCAGGGCCCCACCACAGAGAAGGCCCUCUCUCUCAUCCCCACUAACCGUAUCUGAGACGGUGGUGAGACCAAAAGAAGGGCCUUCCCAGCAGAUCUCAAUGUCCAUGCUGAUUCAUAGAAGGAGAUGCAGUCUCAAAGAUAGGUUGGACCUGAAGAAUAUAGGACUUUAUAGGUAAUCACAUGCACUUUGAAUUGGGCCCAGAAACUUGUCAGAAGCCAGUGGAGCUGCUUUAAAAGAGAUGUGGUAUGCCACCUAAAGCUCGCCCUGAUUAGUAAUCUGGCUGUUGACCUUUGCACUAACUGCAGGUUCUAAGUUGUCUUCAAAGGCAGCCCCACAGAGAGUGCAUUACAGGAGCCCAUUCUGGAUGUAACCAAGGCAUCGACCACCAUGAUCAAGUCAGGCUUUUCAAGAUAUGGUCACAGCUGGUGCACAAGUUUUAACUCUGCAAAGGCCCUCCUGGUCACUGCCGACACCUGGGCCUCCAGGCUUAGCAAUGAGUCCAGGAGAACCCCCAGACUGUGAACCUUUGUCUUCAGGGGGAGUGUAACCCCAUUGAGCUCAGGUUGCUACCCUAUGCCCUGAUUUGCCUCACAACUGACUAGAAGAACCUCUAUCUUGUCUAAUUAAGUCUCAGCUUGUUGACCCUCAUCCAGUCUGUCACAGCUGCCAGGCACUGGUUUAUGAUCCAGGGAGCUUUCCUGGAAUUAGUUGGAAAAGAGUGGUAGAGUUGUAUGUCAUCUGUGUAGAAAUGGCACCCAACUCCAAAACUCUGGAUGACCUACAAGAAACCAGUCUGACAGUUAGAAGUUUGUCCUCCUAUGCCUAUUAGAACAUGCUUCACGAAAUAUUUCUUUGUUGAGUCAUGUACAAAACAUUUAUCUGUUCUUCUCAAAGCAAAACAAAAAACAUAUAUGCAUUCUGCAUAAGCAGACUUGGUUUAUAACCAGCAGUAGAUUAUGAUGCAAUCAUAUGCUUUGGUGCAAAACUCAUUGGACACAGUAAAUCUGGUUAGGAUUGUGCUUGCAGUAGAGAGGCCAAUCAAUGAACAGGAUUAUUUCCCAUCUUGUUUUUCAUGAAACAGGGAGAGAGGUUCAUCAUAAUGUGGUUUGAAGUUUGGAACAUGGGAAAGGAGAGGACUGCUUAAACCAGGUAAACUAUAGGCACUAUGUAGCAAUGGGAAUUGAAUAAUGAUUUCUUGAUACUAGGCCAUAUUGGGAACUUUUUGAGUAGGAAAAACGGAUCAUAUCAGUUAUGUGUAUAUUAAAGAUGAAAUAAACUAUUUGAAGAGAAUGUGUAAUUGAGGAUCAGAUGCUGUGGAAGGGUGCAAUGAAGUUUAUGUUUCUUAGACUUCCUGAAGUGGUUUUCCCCUGUGUAUGUAAUGUGAAUCCAGGAGACUUUUGAUUAUUAGCUGGAGUGUUUAAACUAUGCCUUCAUCUAUGUUCAACCUGUCCUGUACAAUUAUAAAUAAAAAUCAAUAUAACAAAA
Molecule: messenger RNA, 3731 nt
Organism: Anolis carolinensis (green anole)
Lineage: Eukaryota; Metazoa; Chordata; Lepidosauria; Squamata; Anolidae
Gene: rgs18
Product: regulator of G protein signaling 18
Exons: 5
Coding region: 446-1147 (233 amino acids)
Source: RefSeq, a predicted model, not a curated record